Messenger RNA from Mauremys reevesii (Reeves's turtle), 1164 nucleotides. It is a transcript of the gene OPRK1, whose product is annotated as opioid receptor kappa 1. NCBI's taxonomy places the organism in Eukaryota, Metazoa, Chordata, Testudines, Geoemydidae. Gene Ontology annotation, biological process: neuropeptide signaling pathway; sensory perception of pain; G protein-coupled opioid receptor signaling pathway. Gene Ontology annotation, cellular component: neuron projection; membrane. Bases 13 to 1164 code for a protein of 383 amino acids. The record is from RefSeq and is a predicted model, not a curated record. Gene Ontology annotation, molecular function: dynorphin receptor activity; neuropeptide binding. The transcript is spliced from 3 exons.
CAUGUGGUAACAAUGGAUCCCAUGGAGCCCCCCGUGCACAUUUUCCGUGAGGAGCCACCCUCCACCUGCUCUCCAGGCCCUUGCCUCCUCCCCAGCAGCAGCAGCUGGUUCUUGGGCUGGACUGAAUAUGGCAACAAUGCCACUGGUGGCUUUGAAGACUUGCAGCAGAACCACACGAACAUUUCCCCAGCUAUCCCCAUUAUCAUCACUGCUGUCUACUCUGUGGUCUUUGUGGUUGGCUUGGUGGGCAACUCUCUGGUUAUGUUUGUCAUCAUCAGGUAUACAAAGAUGAAGACAGCAACGAACAUUUAUAUUUUCAAUCUGGCUAUGGCAGAUGCUUUAGUUACUACGACUAUGCCUUUUCAAAGCACUGAAUACUUGAUGAACUCUUGGCCAUUUGGGGAUGUGCUGUGUAAAAUAGUUAUUUCAAUUGACUAUUAUAACAUGUUUACCAGCAUAUUCACAUUGACCAUGAUGAGUGUUGAUCGAUACAUUGCUGUGUGUCACCCUGUGAAAGCCCUGGACUUCCGAACUCCUCUCAAGGCAAAGAUAAUCAAUAUCUGUAUCUGGCUAUUGUCCUCAUCUGUUGGUAUAUCUGCCAUAGUCCUUGGAGGCACCAAAGUCAGAGAAGAUACUGCUAGUACUGAAUGUUCUUUGCAGUUUCCAGACACUGAUUAUGUGUGGUGGGACAUCUUCAUGAAAAUCUGCGUCUUUGUCUUUGCAUUUGUUAUUCCAGUUCUCAUUAUCAUUGUUUGCUAUACCCUGAUGAUCCUGCGCUUGAAGAGCGUACGACUUCUCUCAGGGUCUCGAGAAAAAGACCGAAACCUUCGUCGGAUCACCAGAUUGGUUCUUGUAGUUGUGGCAGUUUUCAUUAUCUGUUGGACUCCCAUUCACAUUUUUGUACUGAUUGAGGCACUAGGGGAUGUGCCCCAUAGCACUGCAGCAAUCUCCAGCUAUUAUUUCUGUAUUGCUUUGGGUUACACCAACAGCAGCCUAAAUCCUAUCCUGUAUGCUUUUUUGGAUGAAAACUUCAAGCGCUGUUUCAAGGACUUCUGCUUUCCCUUUAAGAUGAGGAUGGACAGGCAGAGCACCAGCAGAGUCAGAAACACAGUCCAAGACCCUGCUUACCUGAGGGAAGUGGAUGGGACAAACAAACCAGUAUGA